UAUUAGUAGCAUGUUUUAUUGUCGUAGCUGUAAAAUGUUUCCUAGUAAUGAGUUUGUGCGUCUACCGCGUUCUACUGUGUGUCGGGUGUCUUCUGUAUGCAGUUUGAGUGAUUACUACUUAGCUUAAGCAUGCACUAUAAGCAGUGUAUAGCUUAUGCGGUCCUGCUCGUUUUACGGGCUCUGUUCAGCGUUUCUCCUUCAUACAUUCAUCCAGAUGAACAACUGCAAUCCUUGCAGGUCGUUUCCCAAUAUGUAUUUGGCUGGAAAGCAGAAUUGCCUUGGGAGUAUACGGUAGAACGGCCCAUUCGGUCGCUUGUCCCUUUACUGAUUACGACGUUCUUACCAAUGGAAUUUGUAAAGACCGUCUUUGGAGCAUCUGUCAAACCAACAAUUGUUUUUCAUGUCUGCAGACUUUGGAUGCUUCUCCUGUCGCUCUGUGUUGACUAUUGCAUUUGGCUCUUGUUUCCUCCCAAGACUCGUGUGCGAGCUCUUUUGGGCAUUGGAAGUACAAUGAUGAUGCUUGUCUAUCAAACAAAAACAUUGUCAAACUCGUUUGAAGUUAUUUUGAGUUUGCUGGCAUUCGUUCUCUUUCGGCGAGUGUCAAAAAAGAUCCAAAAAGAACCAUCAAAAACGCCCUCUUUUGACACAAUUGCCCUGUGUGCAGUUUGCACUUUGGGUGUUUUCACUCGCAUCACAUUCCCUGCAUUUCUGCUUCCAAGUGCACUUAGUGCCCUUCGUACUUGGAGACAAUGUCUUCGUCCUCAACAUCUUCUCUGGUUCUGCUCGAAACUGAUCUUCAUCUGUCUUUUAUUUACUACAGCAUACCUUUUCAUUGAUUCAUAUGUAUAUGGUAAGCCCGUGUUUACUGUUUGGAACAACUUAAUGUACAAUUCUCAAACGGGAAACUUGGCUCAACACGGACUACAUGCAAGAUGGACACAUUUACUUAUCAACGUUCCAUUGUUAUGCGGCCCUAUUCUUGCACAACCAAGUCUGUGGAAUCCAAUGCGUUCAGCUUGGUGGUACUUAAUGGUUCCUAUUGCACUAUUGUCGGUAUUUCCGCAUCAAGAAGCACGGUUUCUUCUUCCGGCUUGUGUUUUCUUUACUGCAUAUGCAUUUUCUAUAACACAUUCUAAACUUCUCCUUGUCUCAAGUCUCAUCUACCAUACUUUCUUGAGCAUGUUUUACGGAGUCUUGCAUCAACGCGGAGUGGUUCCCACACUCUCAAAACUGGCAGACUAUUACUCCUCAUGUUCUCCGUUAUCCGAACCAGGGUCGGCAAUGUCAAUGUAUUUCUGGCGCGUAUAUACUCCGCCGACCUGGAUGCUUAAACGAACGGGUCAUGAAAAUGUGGAAGUUGACACUCAACACUUUGUUGGAUACAGCAGAGAGCGUAUGGAAGAAAUUUUGUUUAAGAAGUUUAUAUCUACGCAAUCUUCCCGCCCUAAAACCGUCCUGGAAUGUCCACCGUUUUUGUUCAUUUGUCCCAAGGUUCUUCUUUCAAAUCCUGAAGCUUGGAAUUUAACGUUGUACGACUCGGUGAAGAUUCACUAUGACCUCGAUGAUCUUGAUGAAGUGAGCUUAACAGACAUAAUCCAACAUAGCGGUAUUGGCAUAUACAAACCCAUGACACUGGAAGCAACGUCUAACACAGAUGGCGCAUGAAAUACCUAUUUUAACAGUCUAUUUAUUAUUCUUGAAUCGUUCGUUUAAUAACCAAACCUUAGUUUUUAAAAUGAUAAAAGUGAGAUACACGUUUACGCCUGAUCACCAGCAUUGUUCUUUGCCUUUUUGUUUCCUUUGGCGUUUUUCUUCUUUCUUUUACGUUUACUCUUCGAAUUUGUCACAGACGGACGAGUAGCCGUACUAGUUGCUUCUGCAUACCGUUUAUUGUGAAACAGAUUCGCAACAAAAAAACCAAUGGUACCAUAGCGUCCCGGCUCACAGCGGAUCAUUCCGCCGGCCAUGGAUGGAUCACUGCAAUAUUCAGGUACACCACGGUCUGGCCAUUGUGGAAGAGUAGAUUCGAGUGGCGCGCAAGACCAGUCCUUCUCUUGUUUUAACACUUCAUCGACUACUUGUUCAUUUUCUUCUCGAUGAACGGAACAUGUAGAGUAUGUAACGUUUCGUACAUUGGGGAAAGACAGAGCGUGCUUGAGAAUUGUGGAUUGAAACUUGCUCAAAUUCUCUUUUCGAUCACCUUCAUCAACAGGAUCUUGCUCAUUUACCAACAAGAAGUCCUGUCGACUAACAAUACCUGAGCCAGAACAUGAAGGAUCCAAAAGAAUGUGUGUAACAUUGGCAUACUUCUCGUCAUGAACAUCAGUAUGGGUGAAGUCCAUAUGUUGGAUCUCAACAUUUUUGGCUCCAGAGAUACGAACCAUUUUCUGAAGCGUUUUCACACGAUAAGCGUCACGCUCAAAAGCAAAUAUCUUUGCAUUCGGAUACAGAGCUGCCAGAUGGGUAGUCUUGUUGCCUGGCGCCGCGCAACCAUCAAUAAUGUCACCGACAGGUCCGGGCAUGCCAUGCAAAACAGCGGCAGGAAAGCAGGAAGCCUUAUCUUGAAUAAUGAUUUUUCCCUUCUCGUACAGUUCAUUACCAACGAAUGAGAUGUUGCUUUCCAGCGCAAGUAAAUUCUCCACGCAGUCGUCAAAAUACACUUUACCGGGUACCAAUGCAUCAAUUGAGUCGACAGGUUCAACACCGAGUCCUUUAAUCACUUCCUCCUUGUUUGAAAGAAUUGUGUUCACACGGACCCAUCGAGGGAGAUUUACGGGAUUCUUCAACGCUAGCUCCUCGUUGGACUUGGCGCCUUUUUGAAUCUUAUAUUUCACAAAUUCACCGUUUAAACGUGUUUUGUUUCGUAAUAUCGCAUCUUUAUAUAAACCGCCGGAUGCUUGGAUUCCUCGUUUCGUAAGAAGAAGAUCAUGAACCAAAACUAUAGCAAGGUUUCUUGUGAGCUAAAUAUAUAUGUUAGAUGAUGGGAACAAAUUUAUAGUCAACAGUACUUUCUUUUCCUUUUUAAGCAACUCAGACCGUUCAAUGACUUCGUCCAGAACCUUAGUGUCUAAUCAUUGUUAGAAAUUCCGCUCAAAUCCGUUGAAAAAAAACAAAUCAAACAAACAAACAUUUUAAGGUCUCGCAAACUAAAGCAUAGGUACGUUUAGGAUCAAACUUUUUAUUCUUGAAUGCAAGUUGCUUAAUUGAACCUUUCCUCUCUUUUAAAUCAUCCAAAACGCCUGCAGCAUGCACAUAAAAGUCCAUCCUGGAGGUAUUACUGGGCGAUUUUUUUUGAUUUUUUUUUUGGACCAAAUGGUACCGUACGAAUAGUGUAGCAUUCCGGUGAUUUAGUUCAUGAAAAAUAAGCGAAGAUAAAACAGGUAUAGUUUAAGUUCAAGUGUAUUAGGG
Schizosaccharomyces japonicus yFS275 is the source of this 3408-nucleotide messenger RNA. Its product is annotated as alpha-1,2-mannosyltransferase. The transcript has 6 exons. Gene Ontology annotation, molecular function: glycosyltransferase activity. The record is from RefSeq and is a predicted model, not a curated record. Gene Ontology annotation, cellular component: endoplasmic reticulum membrane. Lineage: Eukaryota; Fungi; Ascomycota; Schizosaccharomycetes; Schizosaccharomycetales; Schizosaccharomycetaceae. Bases 130 to 1665 code for a protein of 511 amino acids.